Apiotrichum porosum is the source of this 1344-nucleotide messenger RNA. RefSeq lists its product as uncharacterized. The coding region runs from base 1 to 1344 and encodes 447 amino acids. The transcript has a single exon. The record is from RefSeq and is a predicted model, not a curated record. Lineage: Eukaryota; Fungi; Basidiomycota; Tremellomycetes; Trichosporonales; Trichosporonaceae.
AUGACUUCUAUCGGCGUCACCACUGGCCCGGUCGUAGACCCAACCACCAGCGUGGUCGACCCGACCACCAUCCCGCCACCUACCACCUCCCCUACCGACCCCACAACAUCACCACCCACGUCCGAGCCACCCACAACCUCCCCUCCCCCGACCACUGAGCCAACGUCGACACCUCCCCCAACGAGUGAACCGCCCACUACAUCCUUGCCUCCCACCACGAGCGAUCCCCCAACGUCCACGCCACCCGUAGAGACCACCAGCGCCCCGCCGACAACCUCCGAACCCCCCACGAGCGUCGCUCCCACCACCACCACACCCACAUCCGUCGCUCCAACCACCACCGAGCACACGUCGUCGUCCCAGAGCACCCCCACGAGCCAAAAGCCCAGCUCGACGAGCAACACGUCGACAAACUAUUCGACCGUCACGCAGACGGAUACCACGCACACCACCGCCUCGGGCGGCGCGCUGGACGCAGGCAGCGGAUCGGACACCACGCACACGGGCGCGAUCGUCGGCGGUGUGGUGGGCGGUGUCGUCGGGCUCGCAGUGCUCAUUGGGCUCGCCAUCUUCCUGCUGAAGCUGCGCAAGCGGCGCCGGCACUCGAAGGCCUUCAGCGACAAGAUGUUUGAGCCACCUGCAAACGCGCCCUACUCCGACGGCAACCUCCUUGACGACGAGGUCCGGAUCGAGCCGUACGCGAUGCUGUCGCCCACGUUUGGCCAGGGACAGGUGUACGCCGACGACGGGGGUUACGCCGCUGGUGGUGGAGGUGGAGGAGGAUACUCGCAGCAGCAGCAGCUGGGCCAGACCCAGGGGGGAUACACCGAGCCCGAGUUUGAGCACGUCCCGCCUGCGUCGACCAGCCGCGCAAACAACGACGAGCGCAGGUACUCGUACAACGACUACAGUGAGACACCGUAUGCGUCCGCCACGGCGGCGCUCCUGAGCGGCACCGACGACCAGUCGAACGCGCGCGACGAGUACAACCACCAGCUGGCCGCCGAGUCGCAGCAGCGCGCGCAGCGCCUGUCGACAAUGGGCGGCAGCGGCAGCGGCAGCGCGGUCGGCGCCGGCAGCUCGCUCGCUCGGUCGGCCUCGAUGGCGUCGAGCGUCUACUCGACCCCCUCGCCCGACGACUACACCGCGCGCAACUCGGCAUCGAGCAACACCCCGCUGUUCACCGACAACGCCCUCGCCGUCGCCAACGACAACCGCAGCUCGCGCCAGCUGGCCCCCGCCACGUCGGCCGCGCUCUCGGCCGCAGAGGCAAAGUACCGCGAGGCGAGCAGCAACGGCGGCUCGAUGGCGUCGAGCAUGGCCGCGGAGCUUCCACCAAAGUGA